CGUGACCUUCGCUGACUGCAUUGCACAGCUCGUUUCCCCAUUCAUAACUCCACGAACAAAAACAACACGCUGUGGGCCGUCGUCUCGCCACACAUAUCACUAUCUCUGUCCAGCAAAGGGCCUUGCCUGCCAACGUUGCUCCUGGUUCAUUCAUAACGGGAAAGCAUCAGGACCAGCCAGGACAGAUAGGGGAGUUUGUUUUUCCAUUUCACCGCUGGCUGUCACUUUUUCACUCCGCGACGUCUGUGUGUGCAUUUCAGCGCGUCGCAACCAGCCUCCUUGCACUCUUCCUCAUCAGUGGGGAAGAUUACUACCGUCCCCCUGCAACCACACACGAGGAAACAAAGAAACGCAAUUUUUCUGAUCGCUGCCCUACAUCUAAAUUUUCAUCGUCGCAGUUUUUAGUAUCAAUUUUCCACAAGUACAAAAUUGUAGCUAAAAUAUUGGAGUUUUUAAGUAUCGAAUAGGAAAACUUAUGUGCUAGUUAAAGAUUUUCCAGCAAAAGUACCUUUACGAAGGAUAGUUUCAGAUUUUCAUACGAGACGCGUGUUUUGUUAGGGAAGUAGCAGCAGAAACAACGUCAUGGAGGUUAGCAACGAGAAUCAAAAGAACGGGGACAAGAUGCCUGCCAAAGCGGCUGAGGAUCGGCAGCCGGCCGCCGAACGAACGGACGUGUCCGCGACGACCGAGGCUCCGGAAAAGGAUGAGAAACUGGUGGCCAAUCUGCGUCAGCAGAUUCCGGACAUCGACAACAUCUUCAACAUCCACCGAAAGAUCGGUCACGGCACGUUCAGCUCGGUAUUUCUCGGUACCCUGAAAUGCCACGAGCGACUACCGGCGGAGAAGCGCAAGCUGUUUGCCAUCAAGCACCUGGUCCCCACUAGUCAUCCGAGUCGUAUCGAACGGGAACUGAGAUGCAUGAUGCUGAUUGGCGGUGCUAGCAAUGUGGUGGGAGUUGAUCUGUGUCUUCGCCGGCAGGAAUCGGUGGCAUUCGUGAUGCCGUUCAUUGCCCACGAUCAGUUCCACGUGUACUACGACAAAAUGACCCCGACCGAAACUCAGCUGUACAUGAAGAAUCUGCUGAUCGCAUUGAAACGGGUUCAUGAGUUCAACGUAAUCCAUCGGGAUGUAAAACCGAGCAACUUCCUGUACAACCGUAAGAAGCAAACGUUCCUGUUGGUCGAUUUUGGAUUGGCUCAGGACAUUAGCAGUCGGGUCAUCAAGGAAGCAGCAACUGAAGCAGAGGACAAGACUGGAAAAAGACGGCUUUCCGGCAGUGUGGCUGAUGGUAAUCAUCCAAGCUCGGAUGCCGCAAUGCAGGUUCAGAAAAAGGCGAAACUACAUGAUGAUAACAUGGAAAAUAGUACAACCCUCGCAAGUGGCGAGGAACAAGAACAGCUACCCCCACCGGUGUUCAAAACGCCAUUGAAACAAUCGAACCAAAUCAUCUCACCGAUGAAACUCUCGAAUAUAACGAAAGAUCUGUACAGCCCGCCGCUAGUUCGGCAAAUCAAAUCCACAGUGCUAGGGAUUAGCAGCAACUUGAAGGCAGCGCAACGCCUACAACAAGGAAAGAGUAGCAACACGACGGCCUUGUCACCAAUUCCACCGAAAACGGUCACCGGUGGCACAAGAACCCACCAAUACAACACCCCUUCAUCGGCCAGUCCUGCGGCCAAGCAGGACGCUGUGUGCAAGUGCUUUGGCAAGAGCCAAGUAUGCAACAUUUGCAUGGUGAAGAAAGAGAUACAGGCAUCACGUGCUGGUACACCGGGAUAUCGUCCACCGGAGGUUCUUUUGAAGUAUCCGGAUCAAACCACCGCUGUAGAUGUUUGGGCUGCGGGUGUGAUGCUCGCUAGUAUCCUCUCGAGGUGCUAUCCGUUCUUCCAGAAUUCGGACGAUUUUCACUCUCUGGCCGAAAUUGUCAGUAUUUUCGGCGACCAACGCAUCAAAAAGACUGCAAACAUUUUAGGCCGUCACGUCAAGACGGCCCAACGAAAGCAACCUUUGGAUCUCCGUAAGCUCUGCUUACGCCUACGGUUCCGUUUUCGGCGUCUGCGUGCCCGGCAACAACAACAACCGGAGGAGGAAUCUGCGGCCACAUUUGCCAACAGUUGCGACAACUGCCAGCAACGUUUGGACGAGUGUCUUUGCGAGCAUUCCGAAGCCAACAGGGACUUUUCGGAAGACGAAUAUUCCGACAGUGCCUACGAUCUACUCUACAAACUGUUGGAGAUCAAUCCGCAUAACCGCAUCUCCGCCGAGGAAGCUCUGAAGCACCCAUAUUUCCAGCAGUCCCUCUAGAAUGGUUGUCGCUAGAGCGAAAAAGUAUUAUACAUAUUAUAUAGAAGCGAUCUCCCAAUCGAAAACAAAAAAAUGCCAACAUUCUUUGCGAAUUCUAUCUAAUUUAGAAGAAACAGCCUGUAGGUCAAAUUAGCAAAACAAAGCAUGUUUCUUGUAGAGAUCUUAGGAAAAUUCCCUCGUUCUUGUGGAACGAGUCAAAAUUCAAUGUGGAUGUGAAAUUUGUUUAAUUUAUUUUAAUUGAUUCUAAACUAUUUAUUGAAAAAUAACCUGAAUGUGUACUCUUUUGAAGAAAAACAAAAAAUAAAAAGCGUCGAUUUUUAUUAAUCGAACCCUAAGGACUGAACAUUGAUGAACAACACUUAGUCUAGGAGGAAACUAGCUUCUAAGGACAACAAAAUCACAAGAGGCAAUAAAUGUAACAAAUAGAUAACA
This is a messenger RNA of Aedes aegypti (yellow fever mosquito), 2736 nucleotides long. Its product is annotated as cell division cycle 7-related protein kinase-like. The record is from RefSeq and is a predicted model, not a curated record. The transcript is spliced from 2 exons. The coding region runs from base 583 to 2304 and encodes 573 amino acids. Gene Ontology annotation, cellular component: nucleus. Gene Ontology annotation, molecular function: protein serine/threonine kinase activity; ATP binding. NCBI's taxonomy places the organism in Eukaryota, Metazoa, Arthropoda, Insecta, Diptera, Culicidae. Gene Ontology annotation, biological process: mitotic DNA damage checkpoint signaling; protein phosphorylation.